This is a messenger RNA of Danio aesculapii, 2470 nucleotides long. RefSeq names its product pyruvate kinase M1/2a (gene pkma). The record is from RefSeq and is a predicted model, not a curated record. Gene Ontology annotation, cellular component: cytoplasm. Bases 126 to 1724 code for a protein of 532 amino acids. The transcript is spliced from 11 exons. Gene Ontology annotation, biological process: glycolytic process. NCBI's taxonomy places the organism in Eukaryota, Metazoa, Chordata, Actinopteri, Cypriniformes, Danionidae. Gene Ontology annotation, molecular function: magnesium ion binding; pyruvate kinase activity; potassium ion binding.
UUUGAGGGAAGUAGUGCCGGUAGGUUUGGCAGAUCACCUUGAGCUGGAGAUCCGGAGUGCAUCAGUCAGUCAGUCAUUCAAGGCCGACCGUCAGCGAGAGCAGGAUAUUACCAGUCUCCUCCACGAUGUCCCAAGCUAAAGCUCAGGAUAUGGGCUCUGCCUUCAUCCAGACGCAGCAGCUCAAUGCUGCCAUGGCUGACACUUUCCUGGAGCACAUGUGUCUGCUGGACAUCGACUCCGAGCCCACCAUCGCCCGCAACACUGGAAUCAUCUGCACCAUCGGACCGGCUUCCCGCUCAGUGGACACGCUGAAGGAGAUGAUCAAGUCUGGCAUGAACAUCGCUCGCAUGAACUUCUCUCACGGCUCACACGAGUAUCAUGGAGAGACCAUUAAAAAUGUACGUGAAGCUUGUGCCAGCUUCGAGCCGGGCAGCAUCCAGUACAGGCCAGUGGGCAUCGCCCUCGACACCAAAGGACCAGAAAUCCGAACUGGACUUAUUAAAGGGAGUGGCACAGCUGAGGUGGAGCUGAAGAAGGGAAAUAAGAUCAAGGUGACCUUAGACGACUCCUUCAUGGAGAACUGUGAUGAAGAUACCCUCUGGCUGGACUAUAAGAACAUCACCAAGGUGGUGGAGGUGGGCAGUAAAGUCUACAUUGAUGACGGACUCAUUUCUCUCCAGGUGCUGCAGAUUGGGUCUGACUAUCUAAUGUGUGAGAUUGAGAAUGGAGGAUCUCUGGGCAGUAAGAAGGGUGUGAAUCUGCCGGGAGCUGCAGUAGAUCUGCCUGCGGUGUCAGAGAAGGACAUCAAGGAUCUGCAGUUCGGUGUGGAGAUGGGAGUCGACAUGAUCUUCGCCUCCUUCAUCCGCAAGGCUGCUGAUGUGCAGGCAGUCCGGAAAGUGUUGGGAGAAAAGGGCAAAAACAUCAAGAUCAUCAGCAAGCUGGAAAAUCAUGAGGGAGUGCGCAGGUUUGAUGAGAUUAUGGAGGCCAGCGACGGCAUCAUGGUGGCUCGUGGUGAUCUGGGAAUUGAAAUCCCCACAGAAAAGGUGUUUCUGGCUCAGAAGAUGAUGAUUGGUCGUUGCAACAAGGCAGGAAAGCCAAUCAUCUGUGCCACACAGAUGUUGGAGAGCAUGAUCAAGAAGCCUCGUCCUACACGUGCAGAGGGCAGUGAUGUGGCCAAUGCAGUUCUGGACGGAGCCGACUGCAUCAUGCUGAGUGGAGAAACUGCUAAAGGAGAUUAUCCUCUGGAGGCCGUCCGCACACAGCACAUGAUCGCUCGGGAGGCAGAGGCGGCCAUGUUUCAUCGGCAGGUGUUUGAGGACCUGCGGCGCUGUUUGCCUCUCUCCACCGACCCCGCCGAGGCCAUCGCCAUCGGGGCAGUGGAGGCCUCCUUUAAAAUCCUGUCCUCUGCGUUUAUAGUGCUCACUGGGUCCGGCAGGUCUGCUCAUCUGAUCUCUCGGUAUCGUCCUCGCGCUCCAAUCCUAGCAGUGACGCGUAACGAACAGACGGCCCGACAGGCUCAUCUUUAUCGUGGUAUUUUCCCCAUAUUCUACAACAGCCCAUCUAAUGACGUGUGGGCCGAGGAUGUGGACCUGAGGGUCAACUUCGCCAUGGAUGUCGGUAAAGCUCGUGGAUUUUUCAAGGCUGGUGAUGUGGUGAUCGUUCUGACCGGCUGGCGUCCUGGCUCCGGAUACACCAACACCAUGCGUGUCGUCCCAGUGCCGUAAAACUGUAAAAACCCCUCUGCUGGUCAUACAUCACUCCUACAUGCAUCACACAAGCCCCACUCCAGCAGAAAACACAAGGCCAGUGGACCACCACGUCAUCCUCUCCCCUGAUUGCUCAGUUGAUCAUCAGAGUCUCUCCUGAUUGGUCGGUGCAUCAUAAGUCUUGCCUGAUUGGUCAGUGGAUCAUCAUCCUCCCUCCUGAUUGGUCGGUGUACUAUCAUCUUCUCAUUUGAUUGGUUGUUCUCACUUUUUUUUUUUUUCUUCAUCCAUAAUCUCCUGUUUUUCUCUCACACACACAUGACACCUGAGCUGUCUGCAAGGUGAAGCGCAGAGACGGGUGGCGAAUGCUCAAUCAGCUCCUAUAAUGGUUAUAUUAGUAGUGUUUGUCUGUCUGUGUGCUUUUAUUUGUUCACACUCCUGACGAUGUUACAUUGUGUGUUUGCACUUGACCCCGAAAGCGUUCUAGAUAUAUUUUCUGAAAUGUUUGGAUGUCUCGCGUCUGCCUCAUUUCAGCUGUGGAGUAAAGGAGGGGUGAAUAUUAAUCACAUUCCCAGCAUCCUCUGCUGUUUAACCCCGUCUCUGCUGCUCGUGUGUGUGUGUGUUUGAUUGAAUGAGUGUGUGUUUAGAUCUACCUGCUUUGUGUCGCUAGAGUGCCAGAUGUACUAAUAACUAUAAGAGUAAUCUAACGUCUCAUUCUGAAGUGUUGUAUUAUUGGAGACUGAAUUAAUAAAGGAGACGAGCACUUG